This is a messenger RNA of Strongylus vulgaris, 513 nucleotides long. The record is from the annotation of a GenBank genome assembly. NCBI's taxonomy places the organism in Eukaryota, Metazoa, Nematoda, Chromadorea, Rhabditida, Strongylidae.
CUGGGAUUCCAGCGAUGCAGAGAACGGUAUCUAGAGGAGGAGGCACAACCGCUACAGUCAUGUUUUACUCAUCCAAUAAAAAGUGUUUACAAAGUGGUUGAUCCCGGUAUCGCUCAUCAGAUCGGUAUAAAAGGAGAGCGUGGUAAGAAGCCAUCCUUCGUGGUUGUGGAUGCCAGCGUGAAUGUUACAAGAGACGAAAAACGAAAGUUCGGUCGUCAUGACAAGAAAUACGUGCUUCUACCGUACCAUCAAGAAUUGUCGUUAUACUUGGACCAUCAUCUUGAACACAUCAAACAUGGACUUUUGAUUUCGGCGAUUGUGAACGAGAAUAGGCCGGCUCUGCGGAAUUAUAUACAUGCGCUGAAGAAAUUUGUGGAUGCUCACGGAUUUCGGUUCGUAAAGGAAGACCACCUCAAGUUUAUCAAAUUGAUGUACCUUAUAAUGAUCAAAAAAGAUCAAUGGCACGAUGUGGUGCAUUACGCUGCAAAAGCACUAGAAAAGCUUAUUAAGUAA